Symbiodinium sp. CCMP2592 is the source of this 252-nucleotide messenger RNA. The record is from the annotation of a GenBank genome assembly. NCBI's taxonomy places the organism in Eukaryota, Dinophyceae, Suessiales, Symbiodiniaceae.
AUGUACAGCGUCAGCCAGACUCGCAAGUUCAGCAAGACACCUCAGCAUCAGGACAUAGUCAGACCACUUACGGUCUUGCGUGAAGGUCUCGUUUCAUUGCCUCCAGCUCGUGUCGCACCAGGCCACGGUCGGGAUCACGAGAGAGCUCUGCUGGUCGGUUCUGGGCUGAGCUUCAGAAUCACGGAAUGGAACGACAUGGCAAUGAAGACAGAUUUUUCGAGAAUCCUUCCUUCGACCAUGUGCCAGUUGUGA